AAAUCGGAACAGUUCCGAUCAGUGGUUCCUUAUCAUUCUUCAUUUGGCUCUAAUUCAAGAGAGAACCGCAAAAACCUAUCACCAGUCAUAUCGAUAUAGAUAACAUAGCCUUUGUGGCUAAUCGCAAUUCCAAAGGGUUGUUCGUAAUGCCGGAUUACAAGAAGCUCGAGAACGAGGAAACUGAUGUGGAGAGGGCCAAUGGCCAGGACACAGAGGACCAACCAAGGACGGUAGCAGGUCAGCAUGCGGCCCAAAUGAUGACGGUGUCCCUGCUCAUGCUCCUGUUCCUCGGCAGCUCCUAUUUCCAGCCAAGGCCACGCCUACAUGCCUAUAGUGGGGGCAGGGGCCAUGGGCUAAAGCAGCAGUACGAUUGUAACAUUCAGCUGGUGGAGUCCAUACCCGUCGGCCUGACAUAUCCCGAUGGCAGCCCGCGAUUCCUAAGCACCUACGAAGCCUGGCUGCAGUUGUUGGACAACGCGAAGGAGACACUGGACAUUGCCUCCUUCUAUUGGACACUCAAGGCCGAGGACACGCCCGGAGUCACGGAUAACAGCACUCAACCGGGCGAGGAUAUUUUUGCCAAACUCUUGGCCAACGGUAAUGGCGGCAGCCGGACACCCAGGAUUAAAAUUCGUAUUGCUCAGAGCGAACCUUCCAGUGUGUCGCCCAAUUUGAACACAAAUUUGUUGGCCAGCGCUGGAGCUGCCGAGGUGGUGACUCUCUCGUUUCCAAAGUACUUCGGCAGUGGUGUUCUUCACACCAAACUGUGGGUGGUGGACGGCCAGCACUUUUAUUUGGGUAGCGCCAACAUGGAUUGGCGGGCACUAACUCAGGUCAAGGAAAUGGGCUUGCUGGUCCAGAACUGUCGGGAACUGACACAAGAUGUGGCCAAGAUCUUCGAGGAGUACUGGUACCUUGGCAGCAACCAAGGUUCCAAGAUCCCAAAUUGGGACUGGGACUACCAGACCAAUUACAAUUGGAAUCAUCCAAUGCAGAUAAAAGUAAACAAGAAUAUCAGCAUGGAGGGCUUUCUCUCCAGCUCACCGCCGCCUCUUUCGCCCUCGCGACGAACAAACGACUUAGACGCCAUUCUUAACAUUAUCAACUCUGCCAUAACAUACGUAAAUGUUGCGGUAAUGGACUAUUAUCCGUUAAUAAUCUACGAGAAGAACCACCACUACUGGCCCUUCAUCGACGACGCCUUGCGGCGGGCAGCUGUGGAGCGCGGCGUGGCUGUAAAGCUGCUAAUCUCCUGGUGGAAACAUUCCAAUCCUAGCGAAGAUAAAUACCUCCGGUCGCUGCAGGAUCUGGCAUCCAAAGAGGACAAAAUUGAUAUACAAAUCCGCCGCUUCAUUGUGCCCGUGGAAGGAAAUCAAGACAAGAUUCCCUUCGGGCGGGUGAACCACAAUAAGUACAUGGUCACCGACCGAACGGCUUACAUCGGCACCUCCAACUGGAGUGGCGACUACUUCACCGACACCGCUGGGAUCGGUUUUGUGCUAAGCGAAACCCACGAUACGGAAAGCACCAAAAAUAUUAGAAGUGAUCUUCGAGACGUCUUCGAGCGGGACUGGAAUAGCAAGUAUGCCACUCCGCUGAAAUAAGUAAACCUAGUCGUUUUUUUAUUCUUUAAAUUUUAAUGACACAAUGUUAUUCCAAAUCUUUAAUCACUCUAAAAAUUGUUCAAUCCUAUUCAUUGCUUUUAUUCAUUUUUGAUUAUGCGUGAGGGUAAAUAAAAGGCUCGUUUUACGGCCAUAACAGAAAAUACAAAAUAAUA
Drosophila ficusphila is the source of this 1777-nucleotide messenger RNA. RefSeq names its product 5'-3' exonuclease PLD3 (gene Pld3). The record is from RefSeq and is a predicted model, not a curated record. Gene Ontology annotation, molecular function: catalytic activity. Lineage: Eukaryota; Metazoa; Arthropoda; Insecta; Diptera; Drosophilidae. The transcript has 3 exons. Bases 147 to 1604 code for a protein of 485 amino acids.